Molecule: messenger RNA, 1645 nt
Organism: Prosopis cineraria
Lineage: Eukaryota; Viridiplantae; Streptophyta; Magnoliopsida; Fabales; Fabaceae
Exons: 14
Coding region: 57-1388 (443 amino acids)
Biological process (GO): transmembrane transport
Cellular component (GO): membrane
Molecular function (GO): transmembrane transporter activity
Source: RefSeq, a predicted model, not a curated record
CAACCACACAUACACAUAUAUUAGAAAUGUGAAGAAGGGAAUGAAGGAAUGAAUGAAUGGGGUGGUGGUGGUGGUGGAGUGGGAUGAGAGAGUUAAGGCCGUUGAUUCACUUACUAUUGCCGUUCUUCAUCCAUGGCGUCGCCGAAGAAAUGCCGAUUUCUGUUCUCGUUGAUUUCACCACUUCUGCUUUGUGUCCUCCUCACUCUUCCUCUUGCUCCACAUCUCUCUUCAUCGUCGCUCUUCAACAAACAGUGGUGGGAAUUUUCAAGAUGGUGGUGCUACCGCUACUGGGUCAGCUUGCUGACGAGUAUGGCCGCAAACCCUUGCUCCUCCUUACCUUUUCUGCCUCCAUCUUCCCUUUUGCUGUAAUAUCGUGGAAACAGACAGAGGAACAUGUGUAUGCCUACUAUGUGCUACGCACCGUUUCCUCCAUUAUCAGUCAAGGCAGCACUUACUGCCUCAUGUUUGCUUAUGUGGCAGAUAUUGUAGAAGAGAACAAAAGAGCAGCAGUGUUUGGGUGUAUCACUGGUCUUCACUCUGCUUCACAGUUCAUAGGUGAUGCCUUGGCUCGCUUCCUUCCUGCGCACUACAUUUUUGGGGUGUCGACGACGCUGUUGAUAUUUUGCUCAGCUUACAUGCUCGUGUUCCUUUCUGAAACUCUGAAGUUAGCUCCAACCAAGGAUCAGCACUCGCAUCGCUUCCCUAAGCUCACUCAUAUUCUCCAUCAACGAUUCACUUCUAUGACCAAUGCUGCUCGACUUGUCAUUUCCAGUCCGACAUUGCGAGGCAUAGCUCUUGUCUCUUUCUUCUAUGAGUUGGGAAUGUCUGGCACAGUCACCAUCUUGCUCUACUAUCUGAAAGCAGUUUUCGGCUUUGACAAGAAUCAGUUUUCAGAAAUUCAAAUGUUGGUGGGGAUUGGUUCAAUCUUUUCCCAGAUGGUGUUGGCUCCACUGAUUAAUCCAAUGGUUGGAGAGAAAGUGAUACUCUGCUUUGCAUUGCUUGCAUCCAUAGCAUAUGCAUUGCUCUAUGGACUGGCAUGGGCUCCUUGGGUGGCGUACUUGAGUGCAUCUCUUGGUGUCUUCUAUGUCCUGGUGAAACCUUUUACUUAUGCUAUUAUUUCAAAAGCAUCAAGCUCAGCUAAUCAGGGAAAAUCACAAGGCUUCAUUGCUGGGGUCCAAUCUAUUGCUCAUUUGUUAUCUCCUAUGAUCAUGAGUUCAUUGACGUCGUGGUUUUUAUCUAGCAGUGCUCCUUUUCAAUGCAAAGGCUUUAGCUUAAUAUGUGCUUCCAUUAUCAUGAUGAUUUCUCUCUGUUUUGCUUGCUUAUUGGAGCCUCGAUCUCAUUCAAUUGAUGAUGUCGAAGUCGAUCUUGAAACUCCUUUACUUAAUUAAUGACAAUUAAUUUAAUUAAAAAAUUGAGGGUUUGUUAUUAUAUUAUUCGUGAACCCCUCUUCCUCUUUUAUCUUAGAACCAUAACAAACUUGUUUAAUUGGCCUAUGUAAAUGCCCGCGAUAAUUUUUUGUUUGGGUAUGAUUUGAAAAGAAAUCUGUGUAUGGUUUGCAAUUAAAAAAAUGCACAAAUUAAUGAGGUUCUUGAGUUAAACAAAUUAAUGUUCAUUUAUUAUUAUUCAAGAAGAAUUUAUAGAGAAA